CUCAACGAGUGCAUUAUGUGACACGGGGGUCGCACUAUCCACGCUUAGCAUUCUGGUCUACUCUGGAUUUGUAGCUGAUGUUACUAUUACCCCAGAGGGCUUGCAGAGCAGGGUGUGCUGCAUGAGCGUCCGAUGCUUUGCGUUGAGUGAGCCCCGAACCCUGCCGACGAAUCUGGGUCAGGAAGACGAGCUUCUCCUCAAUGGGCAACACCAGCUUCUCCGAGGGGAAGACGGCCUUAACCCUGGGCAACACCACCAUAAAGAGGGGGAAGUCCAAGCUUGCCAUGGGGAACUCCUCCAUCACCAGGGGCAGGAGCACAACAUCUCUGGGCUCCUCCACCAUCACCAGUGGCAAGACCAAGAUUGCCCUGGGUGGUGCCUCUUUCAGCCGAGGCACCACCACCACCUCGUUUCGGAAAGCCCUCUUUCCCAAACGCAAGACGCUCUAGAUGAUGAUAGGGGACCUCAUCGCGGGUUGGGGGGACUGGCAGAAAAUGUCACAAGAAAACAGCACCAUGACAGAGAACAUAUGGACGCCACUACAGUAUCUGCACAGGCUCUAUUUGGACUGACAGCGAAAACUGGAUUAAAUUUACUUUGACUUUUUUUUUUUGGGCAACACCGGAUCUAUCAAGGAAACAGUCUUGGCAUAACCAGCAGGAUCAGAUGACUCAGGCGGAUUCCUCACUGGCCACAGCAUUGUGUAACACCAGCCAGUGGCGUGUUUAUCGUCCUGGACUGUCUGGAGGAGAUGUCCUGUCCUGUACUGGAUCGGCACAAACAGCCAAGAGAAUUAAAGCUUUGUGCUUUGAUGAAUAUUAGCCAAGAAUGAUCAUUUGGGGUCGAAGCCAAAUAGAGAAAAAAGCAAAAACAAAAAAGGACAUAAAAAUGUAACAACAGCAGGGUGUGUCUCUCUCUCUCUCUCUCUCUUUCCCACUUCCUCCCCCCCGUGAAUGAGCGUCUAGGCAAAGUGUCUCAUGGUCAGAGCAGGUGAAUAGGGUUCAGGGUGCAUGAUGGACAGUAAUGAUGUCGGGCUGAGAAAGCACUGAGAGUGUAAA
Scomber japonicus (chub mackerel) is the source of this 1058-nucleotide messenger RNA. It is a transcript of the gene zwi, whose product is annotated as zwilling. The record is from RefSeq and is a predicted model, not a curated record. Bases 201 to 449 code for a protein of 82 amino acids. The transcript has 2 exons. NCBI's taxonomy places the organism in Eukaryota, Metazoa, Chordata, Actinopteri, Scombriformes, Scombridae.